This is a messenger RNA of Aquila chrysaetos chrysaetos, 3345 nucleotides long. It is a transcript of the gene CDC42SE2, whose product is annotated as CDC42 small effector 2. Gene Ontology annotation, molecular function: small GTPase binding. Gene Ontology annotation, cellular component: plasma membrane. The record is from RefSeq and is a predicted model, not a curated record. Gene Ontology annotation, biological process: regulation of Rho protein signal transduction. Lineage: Eukaryota; Metazoa; Chordata; Aves; Accipitriformes; Accipitridae. The coding region runs from base 689 to 943 and encodes 84 amino acids. The transcript has 7 exons.
GGGAUUCCCUCCCCGCGCCGCCGCGGUCGCCAUCUUCACCCCCUACCUCGCCUCGGACCCUGCCGGCCGGGCUCCCGGGAGCGCGGGGCGGGGGGCGGGGGGGCCGCGCCGCGCCCGCCCGCCCGCCCGCUGCAUGUGACCGCCGGGCGGUAGCGGCCUCCUCCGCGGAUCUCGUCUGCGUCCUCCUCCGCCCCCAGCGCGGCGGGGAGGGGGCGCGGGGCGCCCGGCAGCGGGGCACGGAGGUGCCGGGGCGCGGCGUGCAGACAAAGGAGCGGGCGCCGCCGUGGGCAGCGGGCAGGGGAGCAUAAGGUCCUGCGACUUGUGACUCUGAUGUUGGAUAUGCAUUAAACUAAUUGGGGAUCUCUUCAGUGAAUAACUUGCUGCUUAAAGAAACGACUAGAGUAACUGAAGGUGUGAAAUUCAGGUUCACGCAGCGCUAGGGACCAAAGAAGCAUACAUAACAUUUCUGUGGUGCUGGGACCAACCUUCUGAAAGAAGACUCUAAAAUAACUUUUUGCCUUCAAGUUGUUUGUCCUGGGACUGACUUGUCUUUGGAGAAGAGCUCAACAGAGAAAAGAUUUUAACUUGGAACCAUUAUAAACCUAUUUAAAGAACUGGCUACCUGGAGACAGAUUUACAGAGGUUGAGUCCUGCUUUUCAUCUGUGUUCCCACUUCAGACUGUAAACAAUGAGUGAGUUUUGGUUGUGUUUCAACUGCUGUAUUGCAGAACAGCCUCAGCCUAAAAGACGACGGCGAAUUGACCGAAGCAUGAUUGGGGAGCCAACAAACUUUGUUCACACAGCUCAUGUAGGAUCAGGAGACCUAUUCAGUGGAAUGAAUUCGGUCAGCUCAAUUCAGAACCAAAUGCAGUCUAAGGGAGGCUAUGGAGGUGGCAUGUCUGCAAAUGUUCAGAUGCAGCUUGUAGAUACAAAAGCAGGAUAACCUUGGGGAAACCUUUCCAGUUUAUGUGAGUUCCUGUAUCUUCUUUCCUGUGUCCCCUCUUUUGCCUUGGUGACUGCUUUCUGUGCUCAUGACAAGAGAAGUGAUGGCUCAUUGUUCACCCUUUGUGAUUGCUCCAGUGAAACAUUGCUGUUCUGCUCUGAUGAUGCCAUUUAUCAGAUUGGUCCGACUGUGCCUUUCAGUGGCAUGCACACAUUGGCCUCUACCAGUAUCACAGACAUAGAGCUGUUUAGGAUUGUUUUUAGCUUUUUGUUUGUUUGAAGGUAAAUCAAAGCACCAACCUUAGCUUCCCUCAUCCUUCAGAAAUACUAAUGUGCAACGUUCUGUUGCUUUUUAGUCUUUAAAUCUUUUCUCCACUCAAGUAACUUAGAAAUAAGUUUCCAUUAAUGUCUUCAAUCAUCUAUUGUUCAUACCCAUUUUUGAAAGGUCUGGGACCUGCAAGCACAGAUUAUUAUUUCAUACAAAAUCAGCAGAGUAGAUGACCGCAUGCAUUGUGAGGUUGCUUCAUAUGGUGGCCCGCUUGGUGCUAGGAGUAAAAAAAAAAAAUUGCUUACUGCAGACUGGUGAAAAAUUUUGCUGUGGCACCAAGUCAUGCCUGUUUCUGAAAAAGGACUUGUAACUUAGCUGCUUCAGAGUUAUGCCUUUAUUUUAGUUUUUAUCCAACUGGUCUUGAGAUAAUAAAGAGAGAGCUUGCAUUCAUGAGGCAUUUGUUGUAAAUGUUCAGUAUAUUUAUUUUGAAAGAGCUGACCUUGAGACUGUAAACCAGUGUAGUACCGUAUCUAAGUGUUGUGGAAGCGCUUUAAUCUAUUUAAAGAAGAAAAGCAUCAUGUUUGGCUGCUUCUUUUUCUUUCUACAGUGUUUCUUAAUUUUAGGCUGUAUGGUCACUUCCAGUAGCGGCAUGUCAGACUGCCUGCAAUAUUAGCUGAAAAGUUUAGUAGACCUCUCUAAGUAGUUGGCAGUUUCUGUGUACUAAAUAUUUAGGGGCCAUGGAAGUUGCUACGAGCAACAUAAUCUGGCAGAACAGAUGCCAAUGAAAACAACACACAGGGUGACUUUUUACUAAGUCAGUAAAAUGCCUUUUGCUCAGGUUCCAAAGCAUGUUUCUUUCACAUGUUGUGAAAUUGUAUUUUAAUAUUGCACUGUUUUCAGAUUAUCUCUGUAAAUGGUCCUUUUUUUUCCUCUUUAGUGGUGGUUUGAGAGAAGUCAAUGAUUUUAGUCCUGGUUGAGUUAAAUUUUUAUGUGGGGAAAAAAAACCAUCCAAGCAAACAAGGCAUAACUGAGCCUAGUCAGAUCCAUUUUUAUACGUAAACACACAUGUUCGUAAAUAUAGAUUGCUGUCAUAAAUGAUUCCUUAUUCUUUUUCCAUCCUUUCCCUGAUUUCACAUUGCAGUAGCUGUCAGGUUGAUUUAAUCAUGUAUGAACCUACCUACUCUUCUCUCUCAGUUCGCAAACAACACACAAAAUACAGGGCCAUCGACGUAGUUUGCCUUCCCUAAGUUGUAUUCCAGUGGUAGGUGUCAAUUAGCUGGUUGAAUAGUUCGAGUUAGGUUGGAUAGUCUUCACUGAUAAAGGUACUGAUUGGUGACGACAGAAGAUCAAGAUAUUCAAUUGUCUGGGUGCAUAAACACAUGGCAGUGCAGUGGUAUUUUUUUUUUAGGUGUCAACAAUUCUAAUGCCACUUUAUCAAUGAGUCUUAAAUAUACUAUGAUUACAAAAGUAUUUGAACUUUGUCAUUGGUAAUAGGUUUGGUAAGCAAAUUUAAGCCACUAUCUUGCACUUGUCAAAAUGUUUUCAGCUCAAUAGCCAGGAAAAAAAAAAUUGACAUAUUUUUAUAACAGACAUACUUUUUUUGUACAUUGUGUUCAUUCUUGAAUAAAGUCAGUUCAGUGUUGGCUUGUAGAUAUUAAAAGGAAAGUAUUGACUUUGAUUCAAUAAAUGUUUUCUUUCAGUUGGUGGCCUACCCUUUUUCUUUUUCAUAAGUUAUGUUUGCAUUAGAAAAACACUUGCAGCCUACAGACAAAUUUGUGGUGAAAAUUCUCUGAAGAGUAACCUAUUAGUGUCAAUAACUAAUUUGCAGACUUGAGCUUUUUUCAUGCCACUUGACCCUUUUGUUGCCAAGUGGAUUAAACCACAAUUUUAUUGGAAGUUUUGUUGCAUUGAUUUAGUGUGUAUACCAUGGGCUUCUGCAAGGAUCUUCAAGGGAAGGUUCCUUAAAAAAUACAUUGGAAACCUUUAUAUACAGGAUUUCUUUCCUUUUGACUGCAACUGGUAUGUGUGUAACUUUCUUGAUUGCGAUGCAGAUUACUGUGGUGAUCAGUAGAAGACUUAAUUGUACAACUAAUCAUCCUAAUAUGCACAACUGCAUUAAAUAUACCUGCAAGGCA